AUUGAAAUUGAACACCGGGAAAUGAGCAGCGUCCAGGUACCGGAGAUGGAUCCCGCCGAGAUCUACACCACAUCAGACACCAUGGAUUCCUCCGCAAUCUUUCACACCAUCAACGACGUCGUAGCGUUCGUUCUUUAUAUGCACCAGCAAAUCCCCUCAACAGUGCAAGAUAUGAGCGCUGAGUUCGAUUCAAUGCAUUCCGAGUAUAAGCAACUGGAGAUGGAUAUGGGAAAUGAAGUGAAGGCGUCGUUUAGGAGGAAGCAUGUGAGUAGAAUGAGGGAAAUCAAAGUAGGAAUAAAGAGAUUAGAUAAGUUGAUGAGUUCUCUUUCGAAUGUACAAACUGCACUUAAAUUGAUGAUCAAUGAGGUUCAUACCAUAGGUGGAGUUGUUUUGGCUCUUGGAGGUAGCUCCCUUAGACCUCAGAAUGUUUAUGUAUUGGAAUUUCCAUGUCGAAUUGAUGUUUCCAAUGCCGGGGAUGAUUUUGCUAGGAACAAAGCUGCUGAGGCGCUUUCCAGAAAGGCAAUUCGAACGUUGAUAUCAAAGGAUGCUGGGUCUGUUACUUAUCCUGGUCCUAACAAACUGUUUGUGUUAAUCAAGGCCCCUUCUUCUUUCAACCUGCCUCAGCAUUUUCUGCCCAAACGUGAUUUUAAGUACAACAGAAAGAUUGUGCCUCUCAGGCUAUUGUUUAAGUGCCGGAACCAGGAUCAGGAAGUCGCUGCUUCUACUUCAGAAGAUUUGAUCUGGUUUCAAUGCCGACAUGUGAUAAAAGGCCUUGCAAUGAAUGCAAUGGCAGAAGAAUGAAAUCUCCAUUCCAAUAUUAUAUCAUAAAAAGAUCAUGUUGUAUGUAUAUAUUACUUAUGCUUGAAUAGAAGCUAAUGUACACUUGUUUCAUUUUAGUUAUGAUGCGAAGUAGUUGAGCUUAGUUAUCAUUAUUGUUUUAACAUUUUAGACCAAAAUGUUAGAAGGUAAGAAAGAUAGGUGUUUGUGCCGGUGGAAUUACAUACUGUAUCAAACAAAUCCGUUAGAAAAACCAGUGAUUGCAUCUUCUCAUGGGCAAUAGAAGCCCAAGAAUAUUGAAUUUAUGAAAA
Trifolium pratense (red clover) is the source of this 1088-nucleotide messenger RNA. RefSeq lists its product as uncharacterized. NCBI's taxonomy places the organism in Eukaryota, Viridiplantae, Streptophyta, Magnoliopsida, Fabales, Fabaceae. The coding region runs from base 22 to 801 and encodes 259 amino acids. The record is from RefSeq and is a predicted model, not a curated record. The transcript has 7 exons. Gene Ontology annotation, cellular component: nucleus. Gene Ontology annotation, biological process: regulation of exit from mitosis.